Molecule: messenger RNA, 744 nt
Organism: Aspergillus niger
Lineage: Eukaryota; Fungi; Ascomycota; Eurotiomycetes; Eurotiales; Aspergillaceae
Exons: 1
Coding region: 1-744 (247 amino acids)
Source: RefSeq, a predicted model, not a curated record
AUGGCUUUGGCUAGAGCUUUCACCAAGCGCAGUAAGCGCCCCGAGGUCUCGGCCCCGAUGCCAUACCGUGAAUCACAUAAACACGCUGGUCCGAUCAAUCGAGACAAGAUCUCGGCUCCCGUGGAGUUGUUGUCGACGACGAACAUGCUGGCUUACAAUGCGCCCGACAUCCAUUCGGCGACUUCGUCUUCUACCUCGUCAUUGCAGUCGCCCGACGAUUCGGAAAUGUCUUUCACGCAGCGCAGUUUUGGAUCGCUUCUGACUACCCCCGAUGAGUCGCCAAUUGAGCCAAACCCGCUGCCUUCCUAUUUCCCGAAGCGAUCUGCGACCGUGACGAGCCACCCUCGCUCCUCGACAUCGACCAACUCCUCUACGGAUGCGCCGCUGGUUCCCAAACGGGCGCUCUCCCACACAAAGCGGACCCACCAAGAGCUUGCUCGCCAGCGUUCCUUGUCCCGGCUAUCUCCACCUCCGUUGAACUCGUUGCGCAAUGCAUCUGCUGCACGUCAGACACAGGAUAGCUACAAGGCCGAGCCCCAUCCCUUCAGCAAGGAACUUGAGCAAGUGAACGAGGUGGUCGAGGAGUUCGGUGGCACCCGUAUACUCGACGACGAGGAGUUGAUUCUACGAGAUAAGGGAUUGAUGAAGUUCACCGCAGAUGACUACCUCGUGGAGAUCGAGGCCCUUUAUGGCAGCGUCUUUGAUGAUUAUCUUGGCCCGAUAGGUACGGGGGCCUGGCUCUGA